GCUCGCCCUCGCAGCCUUCGGGGAGUCUGGACGGGAGGAACCAUGGCGCUCGGUGUUCUGUUCUGCAUCGCGACCACCUUUUUCGGUUUAGUUCAUUUAACUCCGUUCGCGUCACUCGAAGAGGAAUAUCAAUUCAAACAGUGGAUGUCACAGUACAACAACAUUUAUGAAAACGAGGAGUAUUACCACCGGCUUCGCAUAUUCACGGAAAACAAGAGGAAGAUUGAUCAUCACAAUGCUGGAAAUCACUCCUUCACGAUGGGCUUGAAUCAGUUCUCUGGCAUGACAUUUGAGGAAUUCCGGAAAUCUUUUCUUUUGACCGAGCCUCAGAACUGCUCAGCUACUAAUGGGGGUCAUCGCAGCAGCGCUGGUCCUCAUCCCGAGUCCAUUGACUGGAGGAAGAAGGGCAACGUUGUGACUCCUGUGAAGAACCAGGGUCCGUGUGGAAGCUGUUGGACCUUCUCUACCACUGGCUGUCUGGAGUCGGUGAAUGCUAUUGCUUCCGGAAAGUUAAUAUCUCUGUCCGAGCAGCAGCUGGUAGAUUGUGCCCAAGACUUCAACAAUCAUGGAUGCAUGGGUGGGCUCCCCAGCCAGGCAUUUGAGUACAUCAAAUACAACAAAGGCCUUAUGACAGAGGAGGACUAUCCCUACAAAGGACAGGAUGACACUUGCCAGUUUAAGCCUUCCCUCGCAGCUGCUUUUGUCCUGGAUGUUGUCAACAUAACGAGUUAUGAUGAAAAGGCCAUGGUUGAUGCUGUGGCCCGGCUCAACCCCGUGUCCUUGGCCUUUGAGGUCAUUGCUGAUUUUAUGCACUACAGAGAAGGUGUUUACACCAGCACCCAGUGCAAGGACACAGCGGAUAAGGUGAAUCACGCCGUCCUGGCUGUGGGUUAUGGUGCCGAAGGGAACGGCACGCCGUAUUGGAUUGUGAAGAACUCCUGGGGCUCCAACUGGGGAAUGGACGGAUAUUUCUUGAUCGAGCGAGGAAGAAACAUGUGUGGACUGGCUGCAUGCGCUUCCUACCCUUUGCCUGUAGUUUGAGGACUGACAUGGCGACUAAGUGGAGGACUGAGAAUACUCAGGAAAAUGUAACCCAGAGACAACAUGCUUUCAUGCUCCCUGGAGUGUUUUAUGUAGAAGUUUGAUUUUUAAACAUGAUUUACACUCCAUACAUUUUUGAUAAUAAACUCAUAAAGAAGAUGCAUUUAAUUGUUUAAAGAGAAGUAGCCACUAUACCAAUACUUCACAUAAUCAGUUCUGUGACAUUCCUGGUGUUAGGCACAGCAAUAAAGAUUCCUGCAGAUCAAAUAUAUUCUGUUAUCGCAGGUCUUUUAGUCCAUUGACUCCAUUUGUUGGUGAAAGACUUCUCUAUGACUCCAUGAAGACACAAUCUUGUGUAUGAUAAUCUCUGGACUUUUUUAUGAGGACAAGCUGCUGAGUUCUCUAUUUUUUCUGACCUGAUAAAAUACAUUUAAAGGGGGUCUUGCCCAAGAGGUACAGAGUCCGCUCAGAUGGGGAGCAAUUGUUUUUUUCCAUUACUACUUGUUUUUAUAUUAAACAAUUCUCCACUUUC
Messenger RNA from Pungitius pungitius (ninespine stickleback), 1573 nucleotides. It is a transcript of the gene ctsh, whose product is annotated as cathepsin H. The record is from RefSeq and is a predicted model, not a curated record. Bases 43 to 1041 code for a protein of 332 amino acids. Gene Ontology annotation, molecular function: cysteine-type endopeptidase activity. Lineage: Eukaryota; Metazoa; Chordata; Actinopteri; Perciformes; Gasterosteidae. The transcript is spliced from 12 exons. Gene Ontology annotation, cellular component: lysosome.